Messenger RNA from Acanthocheilonema viteae, 2325 nucleotides. Lineage: Eukaryota; Metazoa; Nematoda; Chromadorea; Rhabditida; Onchocercidae. The record is from the annotation of a GenBank genome assembly.
AUGUGUGAUGAAAGCGAACCAUUUAUUGGGGGUCGUCCGAUCUCGGAGAUGAAAGUGGUGGAGCUAAAAGAAGAGUUGGGAAAGCGAGGAUUAUCUAAAAUCGGCAACAAGAACGCUCUUUAUGAACGACUCAAGGAGUACUUGUUGACAGAGGUAAAUGCAAAAUGUGAGAGCGAGGUGCAAUCAACAGCCGUAGAAAGUCCACAAAGGGAUUUGACUUCACCACCCAAUCCACUUGUUGCGGAAUAUUUAGCCAAACAACAGACUGCUUUACGUGAAGCACGUAAAGAUGCAGAAGCAGUUCGCAGAGUUUCUUCUGGAGAUGAUUCAUCACCAAUACGCGAGAAAUCGAUUUCAGCUAUGCGUCGUUCUCGACGUGGACGUAGUACAGCAACUGUUGUUGAGAAACCUGCAGAAUCCGUAGUAACUAGCGAAACUGAACAGGAUCCGAUGGAAGCGGAUAGUUUCCAGGAGGGUGUGGAAGUGCAGCCGAAAAUCCAUAACAUUGAAGAAACUGAAAAUGACGGCGGUGCUUCAUUUGAAAUUUUAAAGAAGGAAACAAACGUUAGCGUUGAUUCCGUUUCGACGGCAAUAAAGAUGAAGAUAUCCGAAGAAACCGAACGGACAGAAGCAGAAUAUGAUGAAACGAGACUAAUGAGCGAUCAGCAGUUAGUGGAUGUCGAAGAGAGAUAUCCAGCAGAUACUAAGCAUGUAAGCGAAUUACAAAAGAAACGUGAAGACAAAGAUGAAGAAGAAGACGCUGUGUCGGAUGUGGCUAGCAGUGAUACAGGCACAGCAAGCCAAAGUCGAAGUGAGGCAGCAGAUGAGUCAAAUGCGUCUUGGGAACAGCCCGUAGAUCUGGAAGAAUUAUCAAACCAAGAAGUGAUGGAAGCAGCUGACGAUGCAUCAGAAGAGAAGAUUUUAGAACGCACAAAGAGGACUUCAACAAUGCAAACAAAAACAACUCUUACUCAAGAGAAGAAACGUCGUUGGAAACCAUCUGAAGCAGCGCAUUCUGCAAACAGUGUCGUCACUGUUUCAGUCACAAAACAUAAGGAAGAAGAAAUCGAAAUAGAUGAGCAGGAGGAUAUUCCUGAUACCCAUGCUUCUGCCAUAUCCGAUUUCAAAGAAGAGUUAUCCGACACAAAAGAUAAAAUGGAAGAGCUAGAUUACGAAGAACCAGUGCAAAGUUCAGUUGCCGAAGUAGCUGAAGAAGUUAAAGCUGCUGUGGAAGUGUCUGAAAGACGCAAAGAGAGAACAUUUGAAAGGGAUGACAAGUACACGAAACGCUCAGGGAUAUCAUAUGUAUCUAAGCGUUCACCGACUCCGGAUAAACAACUAGAGAGCCACACAACAGUGGAUGGCUUCGUGCGUGAACGAAGAGUAUCACCAGCGCGAUAUCCAGUUAAUCAGGUGAUAAUGAUAAGACAACUUACUCGCCCCUAUACUGUUAAACAAUUGCAGCAGCUACUUUCAACAUUCGGCACAAUAGUUGAAGGAGGUUUUUGGAUCGAUAAUAUCAAAUCCACAUGCAUUGCAAAAUACUCAACUGUGGAAGAAGCUAUUGUGGCUCGGGGACGUCUUCAUAAUGUUAUAUGGCCACCAUGCAGUCCAAAAACUUUGAAAAUAGACUAUUCGGAUGAUGCGAAUCUUGCCAAGCAUCUUGUUGCUGAUCAAUCACAAAAUGAUGAAAUAAUAAAACCAAACACAGAAACAGCAAAAUCACCUUCUGGAAGCUCAGCUCCGACUCUGCGUGUAUCAUUAUCUGUUGAUGAAAAACGGCAUGUACUGCCAACCAGUCAGGAUGAGUUAGCAAAGGAUUUGGAUAAAAGAGAAGGACGCGGACAUGUACAUCGAGGACGAAAGCGCUCGGCUUCACCAUUAGGACAUUCGGAGGCAAAACGGACGCGCGAACAGAGAUCUCCAUGGAAGGAUGAACGUCGUCGUACUACUGCUUCACCUGACUUAAAACCGAACGAUCCGGAGAAGCGUAUUAAAACGGCGGACGAAUUAUUUUUGAAGACAAAAACUCAGCCGGCUGUGUAUUAUCUACCACUCACUGAAGAACAGAUUAUUGAACGCAACAAGCGGAAAGCUAUAGAAGCGGAACUGGCGAAGAAAGUUGCCCAAAAUGGGACCGCAAAGCGAAAGGAGAAGGAUGAGCCAGUGAAAGAAAAAACUAACACAAGUAAACGUGUCGGUGCUAGAUCUUCUCCUUCACGUCGACGCUCACACACCCCACCAUCCCGCCGACGAUCACAUACUCCCGGGGGGCAACGUGAUCGGCGACGUUCCAGAUCCCGAUCACCACGCCGCCGUCGUUAG